This is a messenger RNA of Aspergillus wentii DTO 134E9, 3321 nucleotides long. RefSeq lists its product as uncharacterized. Gene Ontology annotation, molecular function: ATP binding; ATP hydrolysis activity; P-type calcium transporter activity. Bases 1 to 3321 code for a protein of 1106 amino acids. Gene Ontology annotation, biological process: calcium ion transmembrane transport; intracellular calcium ion homeostasis. The record is from RefSeq and is a predicted model, not a curated record. NCBI's taxonomy places the organism in Eukaryota, Fungi, Ascomycota, Eurotiomycetes, Eurotiales, Aspergillaceae. Gene Ontology annotation, cellular component: intracellular membrane-bounded organelle; membrane. The transcript has 2 exons.
AUGUCCUUUUCCAAUCUCGACACCACCAACCCUCUAUACAUCACGCGCGAUCGAGCCCUGAGUGGCAGCACUGUGGCCCCUUCUAGCCCACACCUAGAAAUUUCCAAUAAAGUUGAAAGAUCCAAAAGCUGCUCUUCGACUGUCUUUUCCACCCAAGAACAAGAAGAUGCACUGCGGCCAGACCCUGGGUCAGAACCUGACUUUGACGUUCACAGCAAUCCAUUUGCAUUUUCUCCAGGUCAACUUAAUAAACUUCUAAAUCCCAAGUCCCUUGCAGCAUUCGCAGCGCUAGGUGGACUGCCUGGUUUGAUUCGAGGUCUUCAUACCGACCCGACCAUAGGUCUCAGCGCCAAUGAAACAACACUCCCUGGCCAAACUAACCAAGACGGGUCAGCAGCGAGCUCUUCGGAAAUUUUCUGUGAUCGUAUUCGUGUAUUCAAAAGAAACAUUCUUCCGGAAAAGAAGGCCAUUCCCCUAUGGAUACUCAUGUGGAUGGCCUAUAAUGACAAGGUAUUGCUUCUGCUGACCGCUGCGGCUGUUAUAUCUCUUGCGCUGGGUCUGUAUGAGACAUUUGGUACGUAUCACGAGCCCGGGUCUCCCAUGCCGGUUGAUUGGGUCGAGGGCUGUGCUAUCUGUAUUGCUAUUGUCAUUGUGGUUAUGGUAGGCUCUUUGAACGACUACCAAAAAGAAUGGGCCUUCGUCAAGCUGAAUGCGAAAAAGGAGGAUCGUGAGGUAAAGGUGAUUCGGUCAGGUAAAACUGUCAUUAUUUCCGUUCACGAUCUUCUGGUGGGUGAUAUUCUACAUCUGGAGCCUGGAGACCUCAUUCCAGCAGACGCUAUUUUCAUCGAUGGUCACAACAUUAAAUGCGAUGAAUCCUCCGCUACGGGCGAAUCGGACCAACUGAAAAAGACCGGGGCUGAACGAGUAAUGAGGCUACUGGAAAAUGGACACACCAAAUCACAAGACCUAGAUCCUUUCAUCAUUUCAGGUAGCAAAGUCCUUGAAGGAAUCGGAACAUGUCUGGUCACAUCUGUCGGCAUCAAUUCAAGCUAUGGCAAGAUCCUCAUGGCGAUGCGACAAGAUGCAGAACCCACGCCACUUCAAAAGAAACUCGACGGUCUGGCUUCAGCCAUUGCCAAGCUGGGUGCCAGUGCAGCCAUCUUGUUGUUUUUCGUUCUCCUUUUCCGAUUUCUCGGCACCCUAUCAAACAAUCACCGCACAGGGACCGAGAAAGGCUCCCAGUUUACGGAUAUCCUCAUUGUUGCCAUCACUGUCAUCGUCGUCGCUGUACCCGAAGGCUUACCGCUUGCCGUGACACUUGCCCUUGCAUUUGCAACUACUCGGAUGGUCAAGUUGAACAACUUAGUCCGUGUAUUGAAGUCAUGCGAGACGAUGGGCAACGCAACGACGGUGUGUUCCGAUAAAACCGGCACUUUGACCCAAAACCGGAUGACAGUGGUAACAGGAUUCUUUGGUGACGACAGCUUUGAUGACAAGAAUCAAACAGGGAAGGAACGCCAUUCCUCUAGUUUCGCGAACGACAUGAGCCAUGAACACAAGCGUCUGAUUAUUGAGUCAAUUGCAAUUAAUUCCACGGCAUUCGAAGGCGAAGAAGAUGGGGUCCCAGGAUUUAUCGGUUCCAAGACUGAGACGGCUCUAUUGGGUUUUGCCCGCGAUGUUCUCGGCAUGGGAACACUGUCGGAGGAACGUGCUAAUGCAACGGUUAUCCAAUUGAUGCCGUUUGACUCAGGGCGAAAAUGCAUGGGCGCUGCGAUGAAACUUCCCAACGGCAAAUAUCAAUUCCUCGUCAAAGGUGCCUCGGAGAUUCUCUUGGGUCACAGCUCUACGCUUUGGAAACCUGCUGGUUACGUCCCUCUCGAUCAGCAACAACGUCGUAUCUUGGAGGAGAUUAUUCUGGCUUACGCAAAGCAAUCUCUGCGCACGAUCUCUCUCGUCUCUCGUGAAUUCUCUGAGUGGCCUCCGCACGACGCUAUCAGUGCCGAGGAUUCCUCAUCAGCUGAUUUCAGUCUACUGCUACAAGAUAUGGUCUUCCUCGGUGUUGUUGGCAUCCAAGACCCAAUCCGUCCGGGAGUCCCCGCUGCGGUUGCCAAAUGCCACCACGCCGGGGUCACAGUUCGAAUGGUGACGGGUGAUAACAUGGUCACGGCCAAGGCUAUUGCAACAGACUGCGGUAUCUAUACUGGGGGAAUGGUUAUGGAAGGGCCAGAGUUCCGGUUAUUGUCUGAUCAGCAGUUUGAAGAGACCUUGCCUCGACUCCAGGUACUUGCACGAUCGUCUCCAGAGGAUAAACGGAUUCUAGUCACUAAACUACGCGAUAUGGGGGAAAUCGUGGCUGUCACCGGUGAUGGAACAAAUGAUGGGCCCGCACUCAAGGCUGCUAAUAUUGGGUUUUCGAUGGGUAUAUCCGGGACAGAAGUCGCCAAAGAAGCAUCUGCUAUCGUCCUGAUGGAUGACAACUUCACAUCUAUCCUCACUGCUUUGAUGUGGGGUCGGGCAGUCAACGAUGCAGUUCGAAAGUUUCUUCAGUUUCAGAUUACAGUCAACAUCACGGCCGUUCUCUUGACUUUCAUCUCAUCCGUUUCGGAUUCGGAAAUGCGAUCCGUUCUGACAGCUGUUCAGCUCCUUUGGAUCAAUCUAAUUAUGGACUCGCUGGCUGCGUUGGCUCUUGCCACAGACCCUCCAACCGAGCAAAUAUUGGACCGGAAGCCACCCAAGCGUGGUGCUCCUUUGAUCUCAGUCACGAUGUGGAAGAUGAUUAUCGGUCAGUCCAUCUUCCAGCUCACGGUGACUCUCAUUCUGUAUUUCGCCAAGGGACCAGGAUUUCUAGAUUACCCGGACGACGAAAGACGCUCGAUUGUCUUCAACACGUUCGUCUGGAUGCAGAUUUUCAACGAAUUCAACAACCGACGUCUAGAUAACCGGUUCAAUAUUUUUACAGGGCUACACCGCAACUGGUUCUUCAUCGGCAUCAACUGUAUCAUGGUUGGCUGUCAAAUUGUCAUUGCAUUCUUCGGCGGUACGGCCUUUAGUAUCGUGCCCAUCAAUGGGGUGCAAUGGGCAAUUUGCAUUGUUGUCGCAGCACUUUCUUUGCCCUGGGCUGUGUGUAUUCGCAUCUUCCCUGACGACUGGUUUGCAGCCGUUGCGAGAUUUUUGGGCAAGCCGGUAUUGUUUGUUUACCUCCCAUUAAAUUGGGGAGUGCAUCGGCUGGGGAGGGUAUUUCGUCGCAGAAAAGGUGUCAAAAUUGAGGGUCAGAAUGAUAAUUCGUCCCCCAAUAUUGAUGUCGAGAUUGGGAGCAAGUAA